UGGCCCCAUUAUCACAGCUCAAGAUGUACAGCUUUAUGGGUGGGGGUCUGUUCUGUGCUAUUGUUGGCAAUAUCCUGUUGGUUGUCUCCACUGCAACCGACUACUGGAUGCAGUACCGUCUGUCUGGUAACUAUGCCCACCAGGGUCUGUGGAGGUACUGCAUGUCCAACAAGUGCUACAUGCAGACUGACAGCAUAGCUUACUGGAAUGCCACCAGGGCCUUCAUGAUCCUGUCUGGGAUGUCAUGCUUCGCAGGCAUCAUCGCUGGCCUCAUGUCCUUCUCCCACUUCUCCUCCUUUGAGAGGUUCAACCGCUCCUUCGCUGCAGGGAUCAUGUUUUUCGUCUCCACUUUCUUUGUUCUGCUGGGUAUGGCCAUUUACACCGGAGUGACUGUCAACUUCCUGGGGAGGCGAUUUGGUGACUGGCGCUUCUCCUGGUCUUACAUACUUGGCUGGGUGGCCAUGCUCAUGACCUUUUUUGCAGGUAUUUUCUACAUAUGUGCCUACAGAAUGUGUGAAUGCAGGAGAGGAACGAACCAGCGCUAGAGGGAGACAGACACAGUUUGUUCAUUAAAAACAACAACACAGGACAAUACCACUUUGAACGGAGGACAAACAGAAGGCAGUCUUGACUGAUCUACUGAAGAUUUGACGUCUGCCGCUGCUUCUUCUCCCUUUGUUGAGCUCUUCUUAUUAUGUUUCAUUAAAGUCAUUUUCUUGCUAUAAGGAUUUCUUUUUCAGGAGUAGGCAUUUUAAUAGACGUAAAACAAAAAUAAAAC
This is a messenger RNA of Labrus bergylta (ballan wrasse), 778 nucleotides long. Lineage: Eukaryota; Metazoa; Chordata; Actinopteri; Labriformes; Labridae. The record is from RefSeq and is a predicted model, not a curated record.